Molecule: messenger RNA, 905 nt
Organism: Ruditapes philippinarum (Manila clam)
Lineage: Eukaryota; Metazoa; Mollusca; Bivalvia; Venerida; Veneridae
Product: CUB and sushi domain-containing protein 3-like
Exons: 4
Coding region: 114-905 (263 amino acids)
Source: RefSeq, a predicted model, not a curated record
UAUACAUGUACCUCCGGGAGUCGCAUUGUGGUUCUUGUUUUGACUCUGAAUUAAAUAAUUACUGAAUUAAUUUUGGAUUUUAUGUCGUAUCUUUCAAGGCUCCUUGGACAAACAUGGACACGAUAUUGUUUAGGAUCUUUAUUAGUAUCAUAAGUUAUGAUGCCAUUUUAGCCGAUUCUGAACUCCCUUGGUGUAAUCCAGAUUGUACAUACUUAGCUUGGGAACCAUGGACACCAUGCGAACCUUCAAGAAUCGAGAUUCAAGAGUCAAGAUACUGUGAAAUAAAUGUUCAAAGACGUAAACGGAGUUUUGGAACGUUGAAUGACUGUAAUGAACAAUUUAAAUCAUGUCAUACGGAAGAGGUUCUUUGCGGAAGUUCGUGCGAUCUCGUCGCUUGGCCCGAAAACUGGCACCCAGACUGCCCAUGUCCCGAUGGAUAUUUUGGUACUUGCUGCCAGCAAGUUGUUCACUGCGGUCCUCCGCCUACCAUUAAAAAUGGAAGAUUCAAAGAAAUUGAUGCCGAAAAUGGUCAAAGAUACAGAUUUAAAGAUUAUGUGGACUACACGUGCGAGAAAGGAUACAAUAUGACGAAAUUGUCAUAUGGGUGGAUGUAUUGUGAUAAGGAAGGAAAUUGGUCGGGAAAAUUGCCGGAAUGUUUGGUUGUGGAAUGUGAAGAGCCAAAGUCUAUCGAGCACGGUUCCUAUCGCAACAGGUCAAACAAAUAUGUGUACAACAACGAAAUAACUUAUACAUGUGAUAAAGAUUAUAUUAUGACUAAUUCGUCAAAUGCGAAAAGCAUGCUGAAUCGUGUAGAAGUACGCCUUGUGGCAAUAAUGGAACCUGUACAAACCUUCUUGAUGGCUAUACUUGUACAUGUACUGUUGGUUGGAUGGAAAAGACUGUGA